GCAGAUGUACCGCUGUGAACACUGUGAUGAGCUCUUCACAUCAAAGCUGGAGUUACGGCGGCAUCAGAAAUACUCCUGCAGUUGCAGCAACUCAAUGUUUGACUCACUAAGCGAAGACUUCAAACAGGAGCACGAAGACAGCGAUGAGCCGGUGCACGAGUGCAAAGACUGUGAAAAGAUCUUCCCUAGCGAGUACAGUCUCGGGCAGCACAUGAUCGUACACACAGAUGAGAGAGAGUAUAAGUGUGAACAGUGCCCCAAAGCUUUCAACUGGAAAUUCAACCUCAUUCGCCAUCAGAUGUCACAUGACAGUGGCAAGCGCUUCGAGUGUGAAAACUGUGAUAAGGUGUUCACAGACCCCAGCAACCUCCAGCGCCACAUCCGCUCUCAGCACGUCGGUGCCCGAGCCCACACCUGCCCUGAGUGUGGCAAGACCUUUGCCACCUCCUCGGGCCUCAAGCAGCACAAGCACAUACACAGCAGUGUCAAGCCUUUCAUCUGUGAGGUGUGUCACAAAUCGUAUACCCAGUUCUCUAACCUGUGCCGUCACAAACGGAUGCAUGCAGACUGCCGCACCCAGAUCAAGUGUAAAGACUGUGGGCAAAUGUUCAGCACUACCUCCUCCCUCAACAAGCAUCGGCGCUUUUGCGAGGGCAAGAACCAUUAUAAUCCCGGAGGCAUAUUCACAACGGGCAUACCAAUGACAUCCAGUCACAUUUUAGGCAAGUCCAAGUCUCAUCUUGGCUUGAACCAUAGUGGACUUGGCUUUGGGGAUUACUUCCCAUCCAGGCCGCAUCAUGCAGGUUUGCCCUUUUCCCCAGCACCCCCUGUAUUCCCAGCCCUUUCCCAUGGCUUCCCAGGAAUUUUUCCCCCAUCGCUAUAUCCUAGACCGCCAUUGUUACCUCCUAGUUCACUGCUCAAGAGCCCAAUUAGUAACAGUCAGGAUGGGAAGCUGACUCCUCUUGAUGCUCCUACUCUUUCUGCGUCCAUGAACAACAGCAAUGGCAAUGUAGGGAGUGGUCUCAGCAGCCAGUCAGAGGAGAAUCGAGAGUCCAAACUGGACUUGUCGUUCCACGACAACAAGAAUAAAGUGAAGAUGAAUGAAAUGUCUGAUGGUAGUGACUUGGAAGAUGUUAACACAUCUAGCGGCACAGAUCUAGACACCACCACUGGCACGGUGUCUGGCUCAGAUCUAGAAAGUGAGGCAGAAAGCGAACGGGAGAAGAGCAGGAGGAAACCAGUGCAGGAGAGCAAGCAGGACGAAGUGAGUAGCAGUUCGGUAUCUGUCUCCAGUACAGGGAACCUCCCUUGCGAGCGUCCUUUCCUCUCCUCCCAGCAUUCAUUUUUCCCACCGCCAGAGGAGCAAGCACUUCCACCCUCCGGGGCCACCACUGACUCCAUUAAAGCCAUUGCCUCCAUUGCAGAAAAGUAUUUUGGCCCAGGCUUAAUGGGCUUGCAGGAGAAGAAGAUGGGCUCCUUAAACUACCAUUCCAUGUUCCCUUUCCAGUUUCUGCCCAACUUCCCACAUUCCUUGUACACGUUCACAGACAGAGCACUCAAUCCUGGCAUGUUCUUCAAACCUGAGCCUAAAUCCCCUCGUGAGCACAUACAGAAAAUACCUACAGCCACUGGUGUGGAUUCACCCUUUGACCUAACCACCAAACCCAAGGAGGUCAAACCUCUUCCUCCACCCACCAGCAAACCAGCCUUGCCAUCCAAUCCCCCUUUGGCCCCUGGCGAGGAACAACCUCUGGACCUCAGCAUAGGCAGUCGAAGCCGAGCUAACCAGAACGGUGGCGCACAUGAACAGCGCAGGAAUCACGCCUAUGGCGCAAACUGCAAAGCAGCUAAAGAUGAACACCCAGCACUAACUCAGUCCCAGAACUUGCACCAGCCCCAGAUGCCUCAGCCGCAAGCAUCCCUUCCCCAGCAGCAGCCGUCGCUCCACUACGCCAAGCCCUCGCCAUUCUUCAUGGACCCCAUCUACAGCAGGGUGGAGAAGAGGAAGCUAAUAGACCCAGUAGGAGCUCUAAAGGAGAAGUACCUGAGGCCGGCGCCACUACUCUUCCAUCCACAGGUGUCUGCGAUGGAAAACAUGACUGAGAAAUUGGAAAGCUUUAGCGCUCUGAAACUGGAUGCUCCCAAUUCCCUCCAGCACUCCUCACACCACCUUUUUAACUUCCGCUCCCCGCCUCCUUCUCUCUCCGAUGCUAUCUUACGCAAAGGCAAGGAGCGAUACACCUGCAGGUACUGUGGGAAAAUCUUUCCCAGGUCAGCUAAUCUUACAAGGCACUUACGAACACACACAGGAGAACAACCCUACAGAUGUAAAUACUGUGACCGUUCAUUCAGCAUCUCCUCCAACCUCCAGCGACAUGUUCGUAACAUUCACAACAAGGAAAAGCCGUUCAAGUGCCACCUUUGCAAUCGCUGUUUCGGUCAACAGACCAAUCUGGACCGCCACUUAAAGAAACAUGAACAUGAGAAUAUUCCAGUGAGUCAGCAGUCUGGGAUCCUCUCGAAUUUAGGAACAAAUAUUUCCUCACCGAACUCUGAGUCUGACAAUCAUGCACUUUUGGAUGAGAAGGAGGACUCGUAUUUCUCAGAGAUUAGGAACUUCAUCUCCAAAAGUGAGCUGAACCAGGCCUGUAGCUCCUCGGAGAAAAGGUCAGAGUUGACGGAGGAGGAACAGCCUCAGAGUCACGCUCACACCACCUCAAAACUGGAGGAGGAAGAUGAGGAGAUGGAGGGAGAUGAUGAAGACGAGGAAGGCUCGUUGACAGAAAAGUCACAGGACGAGACGGCCUCUCCCGCCACUAUGGUGCAGGGCACCUACGACGAGGACGAGGAGCCGACCCCUCUCCCUAUGCCUUACGAACACACGCGCAGGCUUAUGCAAUGAUGCUCUCUCUGUCUGAGAACACCAAUCUGCAUUCAUCCUCCCAGAACUCCUUGGAUGCCUGGCUCAACAUAGGAGGAGGGCCAUCGGAGACGAGCUCCUUUCACCCCCUCAACAACAUCUGAGAACACCAACAAGAUAAAGGAGAGAUGGAGGGAGAAAGGAGGAGAGGGCAAGAGACCAACAUGAAGAUGCGUCAAAACGAGCUUUUGAAGGCCAGCAAUGCAACAGUAGACGAACCACCACUAUGCGCGCAAAGAGGAGAACGAACUGUUGAGUGAAUCACAGACGGGAGAGGUAUAAAAACACGAAUGAACUCACCGAAUCCCAGCCAUACAGCAUCUUUCCUGUCUGCAGCUAGCCACUAUAGUGAAGUUCCCUCCUCAUCAGCUGAUUCAAGAGGCAUUCGAAUGACUCUCAAAUCACCUCUCCACCUCAUUUUCAAUGAUAUGCAUUUCAUAGAGACUGCUCUCAAGGGGUUUUAACAUGUUCUCGGAGAAGCCCUGGAAGGCUUGAGUGGACAGGGUAGUUGAGUGUUUCUUCAACUGGAGAUUUGAACCGUUUCUACUCAGCAUUCCAUUCGCACGCUGAUCUUCUACAGCACUGUACCAAGGUUUCCUUUCUAUUAACUCACAGCCGAAGUCUUACGGUAGACCAUUACUGUAGACAUCAACGUUGAUUUCCAAUGGCAAUAGAAGCACUUAAGUCUAGCCCAUAACUAGCAUGCUAACUUUCCCCUGAAGGCUCAAUGCCGUUUG
This is a messenger RNA of Sinocyclocheilus grahami, 3657 nucleotides long. RefSeq names its product PR domain zinc finger protein 16-like. The transcript is spliced from 11 exons. The coding region runs from base 5 to 2902 and encodes 965 amino acids. NCBI's taxonomy places the organism in Eukaryota, Metazoa, Chordata, Actinopteri, Cypriniformes, Cyprinidae. The record is from RefSeq and is a predicted model, not a curated record.